This is a messenger RNA of Magnolia sinica, 781 nucleotides long. RefSeq lists its product as uncharacterized. The record is from RefSeq and is a predicted model, not a curated record. The transcript has 2 exons. The coding region runs from base 316 to 666 and encodes 116 amino acids. NCBI's taxonomy places the organism in Eukaryota, Viridiplantae, Streptophyta, Magnoliopsida, Magnoliales, Magnoliaceae.
CAUUCAUUGGGUGGGCCAAAAGACAAGUCCAUUCUGCUGAUUUGGUGGCCAGUCGUGCAUGUUGAAUGUGGAUCAUUGGUCUAGUCAUACGCUUCUUUCGUACCGUGGCCCAACCGGUGAGCAGAUUGGUCAGAUUUUUGGAGCCAGGGGAUCUAUGCUAUGGGGCCCGUCUAAUGGGCGCCUUGAAUCUUGCACUCAUGCACCAUGUUGGCAUGGUCUAUCGUGGCCCAGGAUUGGAAUUGAGUCAUCUGAACUGUAUGGCACUGAGAUUUUGGAUCGCACUAGUACUGUUGCCAAUCAGAUUAGAGAGUUCUCAUGCUUACCAGACAAGAUGCAGACCCACAAACGGAUGCAGGUGGCAGAUAUUGGUGGGCCUGGGAAGAGAGCAGUAUCCGCAGAUAUGCUGAUAUUUUUUAUUAUUAUUGGUAUUCUAUGAAAGGUGUUGACAAUUACAGUAAUCAGGCAUGCAAUGGUUGUUUGGUGAGAAAAUUUGGUGAAACGAGAGCUGUAUAUAUCAAUCAUGAUUACAAGAAGAGGAAGAAUGAAGAUGGAAAUUAUUUGGAUGGUGGUGAUUUAUUGGCAUUGACUGUCUGGCAGUUGAUCAUCCUGGACUGGUCAUCUCCCAAGUCACCCCUGAUCGGCCAAGUCGGGCUGGUUCAGCCCUGACUUGGGCAAGUUGCUUGUAGGGUUGGUUCCAUGGAUUAAUAUUGGAUUUCGGGUUCAUAUCCGAUCAGAAGUCAUGCGGGAACUGAUACCCAGUUGUAUGAUUUCUAGCUUUCUU